AUGAUAUCAUUUCCUUCUUUCUUCUUUCUUUUCUUCUUCUUUGUUCCACUCUCUUGUUUUAGCUCGUUGGUAACACUCUCAGGCAACAAGACCAUAGUCUCUGACGGCCAAGAAUAUGAAUGUGGCUUUUUCCAACCCGAUAAUUUGACUUCCCAUUGGUAUCUGGGAAUAUGGCUAAAGGAAGACCCUAUUAGAACUUCUCUAUGGGUAGCCAACAGAGAUAAUCCUCUCACCACACCCAACGGAACCCUCGACAUCAUCGACAAGGAACUCGUCUUGGUUGAUAAAGACAAUGCACGUGUCUGGUCUGCGAAACUUAGCAGAGAGGUUGAUAAGUCUCGGAUGGUAGCACAACUCGAAGACAACGGCAACCUUGUGGUCAAGAGUUCGAAACACUCAGAAGAAGAAUACUCAUGGCAGAGUUUCGAUACUCCGACAGACACUUUACUUCCGCAGAUGAGGUUGGGCAUCAAUCCCAACACAAAAAAUCACAUAGUCCUCAAAAGCUGGAAUAGUUCAAUUGAUCCGUCAAGCGGGUAUUUCUCGUUGGGCAUCGAAGACGAGUCAUAUGAGAUCUUUGUGAUUUAUCUACAGCAUCCACAUGCAGAGAAUAGAUAUCGGAGCAUUGUGUGGAAUGGAUUCCAGUUUGGUGAUAUGCCACCGAUUCUGAAACAACUAGAUGCCCCAGAUUCCUUCGUGAUGACGACCUACCAAAGCAGUAAAUCAAGGUUAACGUUGACGCCAGAUGGGGACUAUGAAGUAUACAUGUGGGUACAAGAAGAAACGACAUGGCAGCUGUCAUGGUCAACGACUCAGGACUCGUGUUUUAAGGACGCCCGUUGUGGAUCCUACGGGUUUUGUUCGAAAAACACGAUACCCAGGUGCCAUUGUUUGCAAGGGUUUCAUCCGAAAAAUGAUGUAAUUGAGUCGGGUGGGUGUGCUAGAAUCACUGCCCCGAAGUGCAAGGAGGACGACAAGUUCAUGAUUCUGAAAAACAUGAAACUACCAGAAAAUCCAGAUGACACUUUACAUGCGAGUGCUCUGGAAGCGUGUGAGUCGUUGUGCCGAAGGGAGUGCAACUGUACUGCGUUUGCGCGUAUCAAAUUACAAAAUGGACAGAACACAGACCACAGGUGUAUAACCUGGAUUGGAGAGCUGCACGACAUGCAAAACUACACCGUUGGGGGUCAAGACCUUCAUGUCAGAUUGAAAGAACCGGAGAAUGGUAAAAAAGAAAGUGCAAGUUUGAGGCCUUGGAUGAUCGUGCUUAUCGUGGUGGGUCUCUUUUUGUUCAUCGCCUUCUGCUACUGCUUCUAUAAACGAGAGAAAAGAGGCGCAACAUCAACUCAAGUUCCAACUCAAACGCAGAUGAUGAUGACUGAAAUAGCAGGAGAAGAUCAAUUAUUUGCAGUUAUGGAUCUUAGUACGAUUGUGGAGGCUACGGAUAAUUUCUCUAGUACCAACGUACUCGGCAGAGGUGGUUUCGGCAUUGUCUACAAGGGAAUCUUACCCAACGGCAAAGAAGUUGCGGUGAAAAGGCUGUCGAAUAAUUCAUCUCAAGGGACUUUCGAGUUUAGAAACGAGGUGACUACGAUUUUAAACAUCCUUCACAAAAAUCUCGUCCGCCUUUUAGGCUGCUGCUGCGAAGGGAGUGAGAGGAUUUUAGUCUACGAGUAUUUACAAAACUUAAGUUUGGAUCGUUUUAUCUUCGUAGAUGAAGCUAGAAGCAGAUUGUUAAACUGGGCGACUAGAUUCCGCAUCAUCAACGAGAUUGCCCAAGGACUAUCUUAUCUCCACAAUUUCAGGGACAGUCCCAUCAUUCAUAGGGACUUGAAGCCAAGCAACAUCUUACUGGAUACAAAUAUGAUCUCAAAGAUAUCAGAUUUUGGCAUGGCCAAGAUUUUACAAAGUGGCCAGACAGAAGCAGAAACCGAGAGAUUGGUGGGAACAUAUGGCUAUAUGUCUAAAGAAUACGCGAUGGACAAUAUAAUCUCGGAUAAAUUAGACGUCUUCAGCUUUGGGGCGAUGAUCCUCGAGAUCAUUACUGGGCGACAAAAUCUCAAGUUUUGUAACUCUCACCCUGGAGAUAGCCUUCUUGACCUAGUUUGA
This is a messenger RNA of Brassica oleracea var. oleracea, 2109 nucleotides long. RefSeq names its product G-type lectin S-receptor-like serine/threonine-protein kinase SRK. The record is from RefSeq and is a predicted model, not a curated record. The transcript is spliced from 7 exons. Gene Ontology annotation, biological process: recognition of pollen; protein phosphorylation. NCBI's taxonomy places the organism in Eukaryota, Viridiplantae, Streptophyta, Magnoliopsida, Brassicales, Brassicaceae. Gene Ontology annotation, molecular function: ATP binding; protein serine/threonine kinase activity. Bases 1 to 2109 code for a protein of 702 amino acids.